Messenger RNA from Daphnia carinata, 3472 nucleotides. Its product is annotated as protein phosphatase 1 regulatory subunit 12A-like. Gene Ontology annotation, cellular component: cytoplasm. Lineage: Eukaryota; Metazoa; Arthropoda; Branchiopoda; Diplostraca; Daphniidae. Bases 81 to 3338 code for a protein of 1085 amino acids. The record is from RefSeq and is a predicted model, not a curated record. Gene Ontology annotation, molecular function: protein kinase binding; phosphatase regulator activity; enzyme inhibitor activity. Gene Ontology annotation, biological process: signal transduction. The transcript has 20 exons.
CAAUCCCUUCAAAGGGAUCGGAAAGUGCACGGGUUGCACUCGACGGUGGCUUACGGUCGCGUUGAAACGCCGCCAACAUCAUGGAGUCAAGAACCAACUCAGCCCUGUUCAAAAGGGCCGAGCAACUCAGAAGGUGGGAGGAAUCAGAGACAAACAAGGAACCUGCCUCUGCUCGUGUGGUUUCAAGGAGGAUCCAGUUCUCCGAUGGAUGUGUUUUCCUCUCUGCAUGUGCUGCUGGUGAUAAGGAGGAAGUACUUAAACUCAUUCGCCAGGGAGCUGACAUAGACACCCCCAACGUUGAUGGAUUGACUGCUCUCCAUCAGGCUUGCAUUGAUGACAAUUUAGACAUGGUGGAGUUUCUAGUGGAGCAUGGAGCGGAUAUCAAUCGUGGAGAUCAUGAAGGCUGGACUCCCCUGCAUGCAACAGCCUCCUGCGGUUUCUUAUCGAUUGCCAGGUACCUGAUUGAGCACAACUCAGAUGUUGCUGCCGUGAACAAUGAUGGUGAGCUCCCCAUUGACAUAGCUGAAACAGAAGCUAUGGAAGAAUUGCUCGAACGCGAGACACAGUUACGAGGUAUUGACUGCGACGCAGCUCGAAGCCAGGAAGAAAGACAAAUGCUUGCCGACACUAGUCGGUGGCUGGAAGGAGACCCAGCUUCAGCUCGGUUGCUCCAGCCGCACCCUCGCACCGGCGCCACUCCGCUCCACGUCGCGGCUGCCAAAGGGUACAUCCGUGUCAUGAGCAUGCUUGUACAGGGCGGAGGCGAGCUGAAUGUUCAAGAUAUUGACGGCUGGACGCCAUUACACGCUGCGUCACAUUGGGGCCAGCGUGAAGCUUGUCAACUUUUAUGCGAGAACAUGGCAGACAUGGAAGUCCGCAACUACGUGGGUCAGACGUGUUUCGAUGUGGCUGAUCCUGACAUUAUCCGGUUACUUGAGGAGUGUAAAAAGCGCCAGGCUAUCAUUUUGAGAGAACGGCCUGAAGUGUACAACAAUCGAGGCAAUGCUAGAAAUCAGUCACCGCCCAAGAGACGGUCUUCGGUCACCCGUACUCCUCAAAUAGAGAAAGCAGCAAUCCAGGCCUCAUCCAAAAUUACCGAUAAGGUCCCUGGUGCCGUCAUCAUGGUCGACGAGGAAAAAGAAAAUAGCAGCGUGGAAAUAUCCUCGUCAGUGGCACCCCUUGCCGUCCAGGAGUCCUUUGAGGAACGAGCCAAACCUGCCUUAACCACCCCAACUGCCACAACCACAUCCGUCCCGACAACAACGAAAGAUAAUUCUCCUAGAGUGACUUCUUCAAGUGGGCCACCGUCACGUCCACCACCUCCACCCGCCACCGAUGUGGACGCGUUGCCGUCCUCCCCGACGACGCAAUCGGGUCAGGUGAUCGAAACGGAAGAGGAUGUGCCUUCGUGGAGAAGACCUGGUUCGUUUCGGUCGCGACAAGCGGCCAACGCGGCCAACGGUAGUGGAACCACAACCCUCAACCACACUCCGGCCAAAGCGGAGAGGGAAGGACUGAACCGGUCCAUCUCACAGCCUUUACCGCCCGUAGCGGCCGUCACAUCUGCUCCUUCAACUGCCCCGUCUUCCACAACGUCCUCCAAUCUCGCCUCCACCGCCUCAUCCAUCUCCUCUUCCACAUCCGCCUUGUCCAGCGACACGGAAGUCACACUACGAAGAGCCCACAGUUUCGAAUCGGAUGAACGAUUUUAUUCGCGGCUGCUGGAACUGCGGCGACGGAUCAAGGCCAAUUCCUUGCCACUGCUGGCCGCCGCGUCGAUCACUCCGAUCAAGAGCGGCGGCAGUAGCGGCGGCGAGGACGUCACGGGUGGCGGCUCCACUAGCACUACUACUACUAACACUAUUCACUCAACCAAUAACCGCAGCCGAGAACAAACCGUUGACGACGACCUUGAAUCCCAAGAAGUCGUCCUACGGGUGAAAAGUCGGUUGGGAACAGAAUGUCCCGUCGAACAAACGACAACGGCCACAUUGGUCCUAUCGCAGCCCAGUGUGCCGUCAUCAGCCAAUCAGCCCAUACGCAGUCCGACGGCCAACAUGGUUGUGACCACGACAGCGACCUCAUCGCUCGCCAACGUCAAACUAAGUCCCGGGACGAUUAUCAAGAAUUUCUUCAAGUCAUUUGUUCCUCCUGUACGCGACGAAGAGUCAGAGACGCAACGGAAAGCCCACGCUAAACGCGUCCGCGAAACGAGACGUUCUACUCAAGGUGUUACGCUGGAAGAGGUCAAGACGGCCGAGCAGCUAGCCAAGAAAAAACAGGCCGAAACUCCUUCCGUACCUACGACGACGACGACGACGACCACCACCACCACCACCGAAGUGCCGGAAUCGGCCGAUUCGAAAUCGGAACUGGAACGACGACCAUCCUGGAGAUUAUGCAUCAACGAUAACAAUAAGAACAAGUUCUCAUUGGAAGAUUCACGGAGCAAGAACAAUGGUGGCGGCGGUGUGAAUGCCUCGUCGACUAUCACAACAACGGCCGAUACCGUCAUCACCAUCCCGCUGCGUCGCACCAAAGCCCAGGAAGAAGAAAUCAAGGAAACAACGAAAGAGAACGCAGCGGCCGCUACGCCGGCAACGAUCCAGCGGAGGCGCCGACCCAAACGACGCUCGACGGGUGUCGUUCAGAUCGACAUGGAGGAUUUCGACCCGUCCGGCAAAGACAACACCUCCUCAUCUCAGACUGGCGACAGCGAACCUCAUUCGGAUGAUUCAGAGUCGUUGUCGGAUCGAGGUAGCAGUUCACGUCAAGUCUCCCGACCGUCUUCACUCGGCUCGUCCAUCAGCGAUGUACGCGACGAUCCGCCGGCCGCCAACACUCAACCGUCGACGCCCAUCACGGCCCACCCCAUGGCCGCCGCAGCGGCCGCGGUCGCGUCAGGCGCCAUGACCCCCAAUGGCGACAUUGAUUACAAAAAAUUGUGGGAGGACAGCCAAGUGGAGAACGAACGGCUGCGCGAUCGAUUGCGGUCCACGCACGAAGAUCUGGCCAAAUGUAAAGAUCAACUGGACAACGCAUUUCAAGUGAGUAAUGCGCGCAACGCCAUGACCGAAGCGGAGAAGCGCGAACGUCGAGCCCUCGAGCGGAAACUCUCCGAGAUGGAAGAGGAGCUCAAACAAUUGCAAAAACUCAAGGCCGAAAAUGAGAAGCUGAAGGCGGAGAAUCGGGCCCUAACGCGGGUCGUUUCCAAAUUGACGGCCAACGCAACACUGGCGUCCUCUUCUUCCUCCUCCAACUCCUCCUCUUAUUAUUCUCCCUCCGCCAAUUCUGCGACUUCGUCUUCUUCUUCCUCUUCGUACAUCAGUGGAAAAUAGGAAUCCCACAAGAUGGUGGAGCUGCUCCGUUCGGACAUUGGCAAGAUGCGCGACGAGAACGGCGCCCUCAUCCGCGUCAUCAGCAAACUCUCCAAGUAAAAAAAAAACGCUAAAAAGAAAAAAGAAAGGCGAAA